AUGACAUCAUAAAACGCCACAGGAAAGAGCAAACAGAUGCCAGUGCCACGGGGGACAGGCAAAGGCAGCAGGUCAAGAACAGGAAUUCAGCACAUGGGUUUGGGCGGCCCCGUUUCCAUGCCUGGAUGCAGAGGAAUUUGCAAGGACCUAACUGUUUCAGAAGAGGGUUUGGACAACAACAAUACACUCGGAGGCAAUUCAGGAAUACUGCGCCCGGUCCCAGGAGAAGAGCAGCUGCUGCACUGAGUGGAGUGAGCCCUUUAAAUCGCCAGACAUCAGCUCAAGAGGGCAAGAACAACAAUACUUUCACCAAAAGCAGCAGCAGUGGACAGCCAGAGGGACGGCGGCGGCUACCUCCAGGCCCCAAGAGGUUCAGAGCAGCUGCUGCCAGCACCCACACCCCAGGAAGAAGGCCUUUCCUGCUAAACAGGGGACCAGUCUUCCAGCAGAAGCGGAUGCAGCAGAGGUUCUCCAAAGCCAACUUUCAGAGAAGACAGAUGGAUGCUAAUGGAGGAGGGAAACCACCGAGAAUGAGAAGGUGGCAAGUGAAACCCAGCCCUGGAGCAGUUCUGACGGUUUCUGUGGCUAAUCCCCAGGCAGGCCAGACCAGCACGCCCGGAUCCAAGCGCCCGUUCCUGCGAAGCCAGAGGCCCCCACCGCGGAUGGCCAAGCCCCAGCCUAAAGGGGUGCUGCUGAGAUUCAACUUCCGUGCAAUGGCCAACCAGACCAGCCUGACGCUGGAUGAGAGGUUCUCUGGUCUGCGGAAUAAAAGGCGCUUUACAGCAGCCAGGAGCAGCGGCCGGACGGUCACCAUGCCUUAG
Messenger RNA from Merops nubicus (carmine bee-eater), 821 nucleotides. RefSeq names its product UAP56-interacting factor-like. NCBI's taxonomy places the organism in Eukaryota, Metazoa, Chordata, Aves, Coraciiformes, Meropidae. The transcript is spliced from 8 exons. Gene Ontology annotation, biological process: mRNA export from nucleus. The record is from RefSeq and is a predicted model, not a curated record. Gene Ontology annotation, molecular function: mRNA binding. The annotation marks the transcript as partial.